Messenger RNA from Phascolarctos cinereus (koala), 2348 nucleotides. RefSeq names its product leucine rich repeat, Ig-like and transmembrane domains 2 (gene LRIT2). The record is from RefSeq and is a predicted model, not a curated record. Lineage: Eukaryota; Metazoa; Chordata; Mammalia; Diprotodontia; Phascolarctidae. Gene Ontology annotation, molecular function: protein binding.
AUGGGUCCAAUGUGUCACUUUUUCUUUUUAGUCUUUGUUUUUCUGGAGGCAGACUCAGCUUACCCUGAAUGCAACCCAGAUUGUAUAUGCUCAGAUGACAACUUCGGCAGGUCUCUGUUGUGCAUGGAUACUUCUUUGAGAAAGAUCCUGGGAAACAUCCCCAAAGAUAUCAAGAAACUUAGAAUAGAAAACUCUCACUUAACUGAACUACCUCAUGGGUCCUUUUCCAACAACAGUGCCUUGGAAUUCCUUUGGCUCAACUUUAAUAACAUCACAGUGAUUCACCCGGGAGCCCUGGAGCAUCUGAAAGACUUGAAAGAGCUGAGACUGCAGGGGAACAGGUUGUGUACAGUACCAUGGACAGCAUUCCAAGCAACUCCAGUUCUAAACAUCCUUGAUCUCAAACACAACAGACUUGAUGUUCUACCCAAGCAAGCACUUCAGUAUUUGAUUAACCUUACCUACUUAGAUUUGUCCUUUAAUGAACUUAUGGUGGUGUCUGAGGACGUCUUCAUCCAGUGGCCCAUGUACCAGAAAAGCCAGCAACUCAUGGCUAAGGCCGAAGGUAUUUCCAAUGUGGUGCUGGCUUUGCACAAUAAUCCAUGGAUGUGUGACUGCCAUCUAAAGGGGCUUGUCCAGUUUUUCAAAUUCAUCAGACCCCCUGUCAUACUAAUGAACUCCUACUUAAUGUGCCGGGGCCCUCUGUCAAAGGCAGGGCAAUUUUUCUAUGAAGUAGAGCUCAAUAGCUGCAUGAAGCCAAAGAUGUCAACCCCUAAUUCUAACAUUACCAUCCAAGUGGGGCUAAACACCACUCUAAGCUGCCUGGCACAGGCCAGCCCCUUACCAAACAUUGUGUGGACUUACCCACUGAAGAAGCUGAAGGAAUUUGAUGUGUCUACCUCUCCUAUUGGGGAAGACUCUAUUCAGUCUGAGUUGGUGAUACCUUCAGCCCAUCUGACAGACAGUGGCAACUACACUUGUGUGGCCACCAACUCCAUGGGCAGCAGCUCUAUCCCCAUCUCCCUUCAUGUUCAACCUCCUCAGGCUGUGCCCUCUUCCUCUUCCUAUUUGGUUUCUUUGGAGGAGCAUUCCUACAUUUACAUGAGGAUUACCAAGCAAACUGUUUAUGGGAUUGUGCUAGAGUGGUAUGCAGUAACAGAUAACCCUUCUGAGACCUGGUUCACACUCUACUUUGGGAUAUAUGAAGCUGUCAAGAAAGAAAUUGUCUCUGUUGGCCCUGGGAUUAACACCUACUGGGUGAAUGACCUGCUUCCAGCCACAAAAUAUGAGGCAUGCAUCAGCCUACAGAGCCAGCCACCCCGAAAGGACCAGUGUGUUGUCUUUGUAACGGGAAAUGACAUCAGUGAGCUAGAGAAGAGGGAGAAGAUCAUACACAUCAUUGUUGUGGCAUGUGCUUUGGUCCUGGCAGUGCCCGUAGGCGUGUAUGUCUGUGCCUCGGAGGCUCAUCUUGGUGGCCUGGGCCACUGUUUGGGCCACUGUCCUCAGAGAAGGAAUGGAGCAAGAUGCCCCAGCACUGUCAUUGAGAGCAGGGAUGCCAUGUUUGACAACCUGACAACUGGCAUUGACGAGAGCCUCUGUCUUGGGGAGAUCAGAGAGGAUCAGAGAUGGAAAAGUGGGAAAGAGAGAGCAUCUAAUAAAUCCCAAACAGAGAGUCAAAACAGUGUUCACCUUUUCUAGCUAGACUAAGUCCAAGGCAGGUUGACUUGGAUCCUGUCAGUCAAACCACCAGGGUUGGGGAAGUAAAAGUCAUAUUCCUGUGAACUUUAUGGUUCCCCCUUUGGCCUGGGAAUAUUGGCUGACCCACCAAAAGGUGGGCAUGGUUCACCUUCUAGCUGUAAGCUCAAUAUUCUCAAAAAUAUUGUUGAUACAGCAAUGGCUCUGAGAUCUCACUGAUGAGGGUACUCCCACCACCACAGACUGUAGCCCAUCCCUGCCUUCUCAUCCUAAGUGAUUCUUGUCCAUUCCUCCUCAUAAAUUCUCCACUGGGGCCCACUCAUUGUAGGAUGUUUAGUAUCAAAUGGGUACCAGUAUCCCCUUUAUUAGUCCAGUAUGAUACAAGUGACCUGAGUGCCAUUCCCUAAUGAGUGAGAAUAUCACUCAGAGAAUACCUAAUGGCCCUCAAGGCAUACCUUUUUAGAGGUCUUUGUGGACACCUAUGGUCUUCAUGCCAGCACAUCCCUUGUCGUGUGUCAAAUAUUAGAAAGAAAAUUUCUCGACGUGUGUGACAGAAACCAACUCCUAUUAGUUAUACUGAUGCGUUGCAUGUUGGGGGUGGGGAAGAAGGUUGGUUCUUCUGUGUAGUGCUUUUGUGAAAUGCAAUCACUCAU